AUGGUAAGUGACAAUGGACCUCAGUUUACCUCGGAAGAAUUCAGACAAUUCGCCGAUGCUUAUGAGUUUCAACAUGGUACGAGUUCGCCUGAUUAUCCACAGUCGAAUGGAAAGUCUGAGAACGCUGUAAAAACUGCAAAACGAAUAAUGGAGAAGGCGUUGGCAGUUGGAGCAGACCCCUACCUAGGAUUCCUGGAUUUCCGAAAUACUCCAACUGAAGGUUUGGAUACGUCACUGGUGCAGCGUCUGUUUGGUCGUCGGACAAAAACACUCCUACCCACAUCCAGUAGAUUACUGUCGAUGAGAAAGGACGAUUCGAGUACGGAGCGAAAGUUGAACGAUAGGAAAAGAAAACAAAUGUUUUACUAUAACAAAGCGUCGAAGAGUUUAAAGCCGUUAAAGGAAGGAGAUACAGUGUUCGUGAGACCGGCGAGGAGAUCGAAAGAGUGGAAGCGAGCUACUGCCAACAAAGCAAUGGGAAUUAGGUCAUAUGGGGUAACUACGGAGCAGGGAAGCAAGAUAAGGAGAAAUCGGAGACAUCUGCGUUUAGCCAGCAAUGAACAGUCUCCGUCAAAUACAGUUAGUGCGAAAGAUAUCGGGGCGUACGUAGAUCCGCCUAGACCAUUGAUAACGGACAGUAAUCAGAGAGAUCAGCCUGAUGUCGGAGAAACGAGAACAACGAUGGACAAUUCAGGACCGUUGACAACCGACAGUAAUCAGAUAGACCAGCCUGAUGUCGGAGAAACGAGAACAGAGAUUGAUGAUUCAAACGACAGUACCCGGGUAUCCCAGUCUAGGAACAGCCAGUCCCCUAUACGGUAUAGUUCGAGAGGGCGUGUUUUAAGAAAACCUGUUUACUUAAAGGAUUAUGUCUAA
This is a messenger RNA of Paramuricea clavata, 876 nucleotides long. NCBI's taxonomy places the organism in Eukaryota, Metazoa, Cnidaria, Anthozoa, Malacalcyonacea, Plexauridae. The record is from the annotation of a GenBank genome assembly.